AUGCCAGUCGAUGUUUUGUGCAGAAUCUCAGACUUGAGGCUCGCUUCAAAUGGUCUCGUUGGCACAAUCAAGCGGGCGAACGAGCGAAAUCAGCCCAUUUGGCCCGUUUUAUUGGCGUCGCCUACGUCGAAGCUGCCUUCCACGAAGGGUCUCGUCACCUUGGCAGCUUUCAGUCCUCGUGCCUCUGUGACAUCACCCUCGAAGUAG
Molecule: messenger RNA, 207 nt
Organism: Protopolystoma xenopodis
Lineage: Eukaryota; Metazoa; Platyhelminthes; Monogenea; Polystomatidea; Polystomatidae
Source: the annotation of a GenBank genome assembly